Cordyceps militaris CM01 is the source of this 651-nucleotide messenger RNA. RefSeq lists its product as uncharacterized. Bases 1 to 651 code for a protein of 216 amino acids. The transcript has a single exon. NCBI's taxonomy places the organism in Eukaryota, Fungi, Ascomycota, Sordariomycetes, Hypocreales, Cordycipitaceae. The record is from RefSeq and is a predicted model, not a curated record.
AUGCCCUCUCCGCGGCCACACAGUCUUGCCCGCCUCGUUCUCGGUCUUGUCGCCAUCAUCACGCUCCUCGUCUACUUUGUCCCCUCGUCGCCCGCGCUCACGAGCCGCAUCGCCGAAAUGACCGCGCCGCCCUCCGGAGACCCCAUUGCCAAUCUCCGCGUCACGCUGGCGCAGGUGCCCGGCGCCGACCCGCCGGCGCUGCGCGCCACCAUCACCAACAACAACCCGUUUGCCGUCUCCUUUCUCGACUACGACGCGCCGGUGGACGCGCUCGCCGUGCCGCUCGGCCUGGUCGAGCUGACGCCCGGCGCGCCCCCCGGCGCCGCGCCCGUGGCCACGGAGGGCAUCGUCAAGCUGCGCCGCCUGUGGCCGCCCCUGGUCGACUUUGUGCACGAGGUGCCCGGUGGCGGCGGCACGCUCGUCUCGGAGCCCCUUUCGCUCCGACCGGACAAUGUGCCGUACGGCAAGCUGGGGGACAGGUUCUUUGUGCGGAUCAGGGGCCCGUGGCGCGCGGUCAUGGCGAUGCCCAAGAGCGAGAUUACGGGGGAGUUUUUGGAACACAUCCCCGCGAGGCCGAAUACGUAUCAGGGCUCGUACGAGUCGGAUCGGAUCGAGAUCAGGGUGGAUGCGACGGCGCUGGAGCUGAAGUAA